Messenger RNA from Toxotes jaculatrix (banded archerfish), 4029 nucleotides. RefSeq names its product choline transporter-like protein 2. NCBI's taxonomy places the organism in Eukaryota, Metazoa, Chordata, Actinopteri, Toxotidae. Gene Ontology annotation, biological process: choline transport; transmembrane transport. The record is from RefSeq and is a predicted model, not a curated record. Gene Ontology annotation, molecular function: choline transmembrane transporter activity. The coding region runs from base 210 to 2402 and encodes 730 amino acids. The transcript is spliced from 22 exons. Gene Ontology annotation, cellular component: membrane.
GGUGAGGUGGAUCGUUGUUUGCAGCCCGGGCUCACAGCUAUUCAGGGACAGGUUUGACUGGUUUCUCCUGCACAAUACCUGUGUCUCUGCCUCUCUUGCUCAUUUAUACCAGCAGAGAGGAAGGAGGAGGUGAAUCGAUAAAAGGGCUGUGGAAAAAGCAAAAGGCUUCUCUGUAUAUUUCAACAUUUGAACCAGAAAGGGAUUUCAAGAUGCCUGAGGAUGGAGAAUAUUACGGAAAGCACGGUGAGCCCAGGAAGUAUGACCCGACCUUCAAGGGCCCGAUCCAGAACAGGGGCUGCACAGACAUCGUGUGCUGCAUCCUCUUCGUUCUUGCCAUACUGGGUUAUAUUGCAGUAGGAAUACUUGCUUGGUCCCAGGGUGACCCCAGAAAGGCAAUCUAUCCCACAGACAGUCGAGGCCAGUUCUGUGGGCAGGCUGGCACUCCACUUGAGAACAAGCCACUGUUGUUCUACUUCAACAUCAUGAAGUGUGCCAGUCCCAUGGUGCUGCUGGAGUUCCAGUGUCCGACCACACAGAUGUGUGUGGAGAAGUGCCCUGAAAAGUUCAUGACAUUACUCAAAGCCUACAACAACAAAAAUGACUUUGACUACUACAAGAAGUUCUGCCAGGAGGGUGUGACUAACAACAUGGGUAUACCAGAGAUCCUUAGGUUAGGUCUCUGUCCUGCCAUGCUGAUCCCCAGCAACCCAUUCACACGCAGGUGUUUCCCAGCUUUGGGGCAGAAAGGAGGGGUGAUCACUGUGGGAAACACCUCUCACUUUGACGAUGGAACUGGAAAAAUGCGAGAUGCCAAGGAUCUUGUGGAUGGAGUCAAGAAUGCCACUGUGGUUAUUGAGGCUCGUCAGGUGGUCAUGAAAAUCUUUGAGGAUUACACACAGUCCUGGUACUGGAUUCUCAUAGGGCUGGUUAUUGCUAUGCUCACCAGCCUGCUCUUCAUCAUCCUCCUGCGCUUCCUGGCGGGGAUCAUGGUCUGGAUCAUGAUAGUCAUGGUGAUACUGGUCAUAGGAUAUGGUAUCUUCCACUGCUACAUGGAGUAUGCUGCCCUGAAGGGAGAGCCAGGAGCUAAUGUGACUCUGCAGCAGCUGGGCUUCCAGACAGACUUCUCAGUCUACCUGCAGAUCCGACAGACCUGGCUGGCCUUCAUGAUCAUCCUGGCCAUUGUGGAGGUCAUCAUCAUCCUGCUGCUCAUCUUCCUCAGGAAAAGGAUUCUCAUCGCCAUCGCUCUCAUCAAAGAGGCCAGCAGAGCCAUUGGACAUAUGAUGUGUUCUCUUUUCUACCCACUGUUCACUUUCCUCCUCCUGGCCAUAGUUAUCGCCUACUGGGCAGUUACUGCUGUUUUCUUGUCUACCUCCAAUGAGCCCAUCUAUAAAGUUUUCAAUGAGACACAGUGUGACCACUCAAGGAAGAUUUGUGACCCAGCUAACUACUCGGCCAGUCCUAUGAAAGCGCAGUGCCCUGACUCCCAGUGCCUUUUUGCCUUCUACGGAGGAGAAACCAUUUACCACAAGUACCUGAUCGGCCUGCAGUUCUACAACGUCUUCCUCUUCUUCUGGUGUGCCAACUUCGUCAUUGCCCUGGGGCAGAUGACGCUGGCCGGGGCCUUCGCCUCGUACUACUGGGCCUUUGUCAAGCCAGACGACAUGCCUGCCUUCCCAGUGUUUUCUUCCCUAGGGAGAUCUCUCAGGUAUCAUACAGGAAGUCUGGCGUUUGGUGCCCUUAUUCUCUCCAUAAUCCAGAUCAUCAGGGUUCUGCUGGAGUAUCUGGACCACAAGCUCAAAGGAGCCCAGAAUAAGUUUGCAAAGUUCCUGUUGUGCUGUCUGAAGUGCUGCUUCUGGUGUCUGGAGAAAUUCAUCAAGUUCCUGAACAGAAAUGCCUUCAUUAUGGUGGCGAUUUAUGGCAAAAACUUUUGCACCUCGGCCAGAGAUGCCUUCUUCCUCCUCAUGAGGAACAUGAUCAGAGUGGCUGUCCUGGAUAAAGUGACAGAUUUCCUCCUGUUUUUGGGCAAACUGCUCAUCGUUGGGCUUGUGGGGGUGUUUGCCUUCUUCUUCUUCUCUGGGAGGGUGAAGGCCUUUGAGAACACGGCUCCCAACCUCCACUACUACUGGGUGCCGAUCAUAACUGUGGUGAUUGGUUCAUACCUCAUCGCCAAUGGAUUCUUCAGCGUGUACUCCAUGUGUGUGGACACUCUGUUCCUCUGUUUCUGUGAAGACCUGGAGCGCAAUGACGGUUCAGCCGCAAGGCCUUAUUACAUGUCGUCAACCCUUCAUGAGAUUCUGUGGAAGAACAAGGCAGAGGAUCCGUCUUCGUCCUCUGCUCAUCAACUCGACAACGAAGACAUCCAGUUGGAACAACAGCAGGCUAAAGAGGAGGACGCGUCUUAAAGAGGAGGGGUUUUGUAGGAAAGACACUCAAGUUUUUUCACAGAAUUACAGUCACAACAAAAUCCAACACUUUCUUUUUCUUUUCUUUUUUUAAAUGCUGCAGUUUAAACCUGUCUUAAAUGAUGACAGUAAGGAACUGGAACUUUGCUGUUGCCUGCUGGGAAAUUCUCUUUUGCACUAAACCCACUUGUCUCACAGAGGCUGAUUGUGGAGCAACGAUCGAACACAAAGCCUUAAAGCGGCAGGGGUUCAGUGUUCAGUGCUUCACAGUGGAUACAACCCUCUGAGUUGCAGACUGAAUGAAAGACUGUCUCCUUUAUCCACAGCUGACUGGUGCAUAACAUUUCCCUUAACUGUCCUUCAACACAAGGAAACAUGGAGGAACAAGAUGUUGAAGAUGUUGUUUUCUUAACUGACCAUUCACUAAAUCCCUCCUCCAGACAGUGAUUGUCCAAUCAUAGCUUAGAGACCGUUUUCCAAAAUUAAAAACAUAAGAGCAGCAGUGACUUGAAAAGACAAUCUGAUUAUCUGCUCUAACAAGGUGCAGUCAUUAGCAUGUCCAGCUACCUAGCUUACUACCUGUAGUAGAAACCCAGCUUUACUUCAGAGGCCAAGGAGUAGCAUCAUUAUCAAACCCCAUUUUGUGGCUCCAUUCGUGACUAAGACAUGCUUCAUGUGCUGUGACACAAUGGGAAGCAGUAGCAACAGUAACUGGGGGAUCCAGGGCUCAGCGAAUGGUCAAUCGAACGUCAAGCAUGAAUGAGCACUUUAAAAUGUGCACAGGAGUAUCACACAUACACAGGUUACUGCAUGAUUAAUAUGGUGGUCAGCUGUCGGAGGUGAUGAGAUUUAAUUAGUUUAGAAACUUUCUCUUGCUGACAGCCAGGUCUCUUUCUUCAUGUUUUAAUGACAUGGUGCUCAGAGCGUCCGUAGCUGGUUUAUCGUAGUCUUUGGUGUGAGGGGGAGAAACUGCUUCACUGAGCACCUUGACGUUAUUUGAAUGGCUUACUCCGAGGUAAACUUGACGUGUCUGAAUUUGCAUUUUAAUAGUUCCUCCCACUGCCACUGGCCAACUGAAACUUGAAGCCGUUCAUGUGCCUAAUUUACAGUGUUAACGUCGGCCUGUUUGCUCCUGUGACUUAAAACUUUAAGGGUACCUAACUGUUUACAGUUUCUGCAGUCAGAACCACAUGAUCAUCAGUACUACUUCUUUUUUUUUUAGUAUUUUUUAGUAUGCUGUACUAUCAAUGCACUUUAAUUUCUGUUUACACAAAGCCAUAAAAGAUUUGUAUCUGUAUGAAUGAAUAAUAGUGAUUUUCUUGAACCUAGUUGUUUUUUUUUAGUCUCAUAUGUUGAAGUUUUUUCUGUAAACCGGUGUCGGUUUGCAGUCAGUACUCCUUUACAAAGGAAUGUGUGUUUGGCAGUAAAGCUGGUUCAAUAAACAGUAUUUGAAACAACAAAUCUUGACAGUGUAAAACAACAGGAUUUAAACUCUUUAAAUAGAUCCAUGUUGUUAGCAAAUGAACUGUUGAUUAAAGUUAUACGCCUUUAUUUCUGGAGAACUAGAAACAAGCCAAAUUAAUAUUGUCCUUCUUCAGAUUAACCUCAACCUUUAAUGACCUUUAAU